AUGGCGCUCGAGUUGGUCACUGUGGUAACCGAGAGCCGGACCGUGGCUGGUUCCUGCCCGGCCUACGCUGAUAGGCUUCGGGCACCGUCAGUCAGCGCGACGGGCGGUGGCGUUGCGCGUGUGGGGCAAAAUGUGGCUUCUGAUAGGUCGGUUCAGCCGCCACUCGACAGUGACGCCAGGAGAGAGGCGGUGGCGGCGGAAGCGGAAGUCGGCGGCGAGGCCGCGGCGGGAGGGAUGAAACCGGCGGCAGGGCCGCGGUGGCGGCCGCUGGGCGCGCUGGUGCUGCUGCUGCUGCUGCCACCGGCGCUGCGGGGGGGUCCAGAUGCCAGGGAGUCGGUCAUCCCGCUCCACGAGGGCCACGUGUACCAUUACGCAGCUUCUCACCGCUUCUGCUACACCAACACACGUAUCCCGCAGUGGCACGACAUAUGGACGAGGAUGCAGAUCCGGGUCAACAGCAGCCGGAUGAUCCGAGUCACCCAGGUGGACAGUGAGGAGGAGCUGGAGGAGUUCGGCGUGUGGAAUGUCGUUUUCUCCUUCCUGAAGGAGAAGCUAAACGACACCAGCAUCGACGUGGAUCUCUACAGCAACAAAACCUGCCUGAAGGUCGAGCUGCUGGAAGCCGGCACCACCUACUGCGUUGUCCUCUUCCGACGCUUCGACCCUAAGCUGUUCCUGGUUUUCUUCCUGGGCCUGCUGUUGUUCUUCUGUGGGGACAUGCUGAGCAGGAGCCAACUCUUCUACUACUCAGCUGGGAUUAGUUUUGGCUUGCUGGCCUCGCUUCUUAUCCUCGUCUACAUGAUGUCCAAGGUCAUGCCCAAGAAAAGUCCUGUCUACUUCCUGCUGGUAGGAGGCUGGUCCUUUUCCCUGUACUUGCUUCAGCUGAUCUUCAAGAACCUACGGGAGAUCUGCAAGUCCUACUGGCAGUACCUCCUAGGUUACCUGCUGCUCGUGGGCUUUGUGAGCUUCGGCGUGUGCUACAGGUACGGCCCGCUGGAGAACGAGCGCAGCAUCAACCUCCUUUCCUGGGCCCUGCAGCUCCUGGGCCUGUUGCUGAUGUACUCGGGCGUCCAGAUCCAUCCCAUCGCCUUGGCCUUGGUGAUCAUCGCCAUCUGCACCAAGAACCUGGACUACCCCAUGCAGUGGGCCUUCGCUGCCUACAGGAGAGUGCAGAGUGCCAGGCUUGGUCCAAGCCAUCCUUGCCUGCUGACAGAGGAGGAGUACCGGAUCCAGGGCGAGGUGGAGACACGCAAGGCCCUCGAGGAACUUCGGAACUACUGCAGAAGCCCAGAUUUCUCUGCCUGGACUGCGGUUUCCCGCAUCCAGUCUCCCAAGAGGUUUGCUGACUUUGUGGGUGGUGCCUGUCACGUCACCCCCAACGAGGUCUCUGUCCAUGAGCGGGAGUACAGCCUGGGCAGCAUCUUCCUUGAGGAUGAGCUCUCUGACGAGGAGGAGGAUGUCUCUGACAAGAAUCACACAAGUUACUCCCUGACCCACAACCACCUGGAUGCCGAUUGAGGUCAACUGCCCCAGGCCCAUGGAGGUGAGGGGCAGAACUCCUGGUUCCCCACUGCCCUGAUGCCUGCAGAACACAAAGCACGUCUGCUCCCAGCACCCCCGAUCCCAGCCCGAGCUGGGCUGCAGUGAACACUGUACCAGAGGCUGGUGGGAGGACAAAGGGGGGGCAACACUCUCAGCCUCCCCAGGCAGCUCCUGCCAGGCUCAGCCGCAAAAGCUUUUGUCAGCACAGCCCUGAGUGUUUCCAGGGGAGACACAGGGAGCUCAUCUCGGCUGGGGACCGCAGGGCAGGCGAGGUCUGCGCUGCCGACAAGUUGUGGGAUGCUGCUCCUGUCUGAAGGUGGACUGGAGCUACCCUGGCUUUUAGUGUGGGUGCUUGUGAGCUCCCAGUGCGUGAAUUGUAGGGGCAGGGACCUCUUGCCCAGGCCUGGGCACUGCUCUGGCUCCCAUGUGCACCCUGAGCCCCGUCCCUCAGCGUCGCCACUCUGCCAGCAGACGGGAGCCCCUUUUCCCCAUCCUGCUGCCUCUGGGCUGCUGGGUACCCAGGCUCGGCCGGGAGCAUCUCUGCCUGCUGGGGUAGGGAUGAAGUGAAAACAUCUGUCUUGCGUUCAGGUGCCUGUGAGAGUGAUGUGUAUGAGAGGAACUUUGGACCUGUCCCACCGCUACCUGCGUGCUCAGCAUCUGCCUGCUGCCAGGCUGCUGUGGGGAGGGAGCAGGCAGCGGGUGACCUGCUGCUGCCCCUCCUGCUCUUACCAAAGAUGCCCGAGGGCUCCGCUGGUUGGGCUGUGUCUCUGCCUCGGCCUAAAUCCCGCGUGGAUACCAGAAACCCCAGCGUCUGCCUGAUGGAGAUGUGGCUCUGCCGGCCCCUCCGCAUGCAUGUCACGGAGCUGGGGAGAAAGCAGCCUUGAAGUCUGUAGCCCCUCGCCCCACUCCCUCCCCCUCAGCGCUGUGUUGUGGCGGAGGCUGUGCUCAGCCUGCCUCUGCCAGGCAGUUCCUGAGCUGAGGAUGAAUGUGGACGUGCUUCCUCCUCCCUGCCUUGCUGGCAGCUAGGUGCUGGCUGCUCCCUGUCCCCUUGAAGCUGGUGCCCUCUGCCCUGAACCUGCUUCUCUGUGGGUCCCAUCCCCACCGGGCUCCUCUCCCGGCUGCUGCGGGCAGGGGAGGGGGAUGGCCCUGCCUGUUCUUGCUCCCUGCGCUGGGAGCAGGGCUCUGCUCCCUGGCAGCCAGCUCAGUGCCACUGGUCCUCGGCCUCGCAGAAGCACAAGGCUGGAGGGGACGCCCCGAUCUAUGCAACUUUCUAAGCAAUAAAGCUGCCCCUCUGGGGCCUGGGCUCCCCCAGCCCAUACCUUGUCUGUGCCACUGCUGGAGUUUUUGCCAUUGGUUUCUUUCUGUCCCAGGUUUACUCCCCUGCCCUCGCUGCGCUUUCCCCCCCAUGCUCUGGUGUGAGCAGCCUCUAUUAUUGCAUCUCUCCAUCCCCUCUAUGUGGUUAAAGACUGACUAUAUUUUCAAUAAAGAUGUAUUUUGUAGGUAA
Molecule: messenger RNA, 3046 nt
Organism: Tyto alba (common barn owl)
Lineage: Eukaryota; Metazoa; Chordata; Aves; Strigiformes; Tytonidae
Gene: NEMP1
Product: nuclear envelope integral membrane protein 1
Exons: 10
Coding region: 1-1518 (505 amino acids)
Cellular component (GO): nuclear envelope
Source: RefSeq, a predicted model, not a curated record